Marasmius oreades (fairy-ring Marasmius) is the source of this 1527-nucleotide messenger RNA. RefSeq lists its product as uncharacterized. The record is from RefSeq and is a predicted model, not a curated record. Gene Ontology annotation, molecular function: tRNA dimethylallyltransferase activity. NCBI's taxonomy places the organism in Eukaryota, Fungi, Basidiomycota, Agaricomycetes, Agaricales, Marasmiaceae. Gene Ontology annotation, biological process: tRNA modification. The coding region runs from base 1 to 1527 and encodes 508 amino acids. The transcript has 8 exons. Gene Ontology annotation, cellular component: mitochondrion.
AUGGCUUUCCGACCGUUGAUUGCGAUUUGUGGCACAACUGGCGUCGGAAAGUCCAAGCUUGCGAUUGAAAUUGCCCACACACUUUCCUCAACAGCGUCAGAAAUUAAAACUUCUUGGACUGGGGCUAAAAUCAUCAAUGCAGAUGCUAUGCAAGUCUAUGCCGGGAUGGAUAUCCUCACGAACAAAGUCCCUCUGGCAGAGAGACAAGGGAUAGAUCACCUUCUUAUGGGCUUCAAGUUACCCACCGAACAGUAUGUUGUUGGAGAAUGGGUCCGGGAUGCUUUGAACGCGGUCCAGGAAGCUCAUACUCAGAAUCAAGUUCCCAUUGUCGUUGGUGGAACCUCUUAUUGGAUCCAACAUUUGUUGUUUCCUGACCGUUUGGUUCGGGAUAUGACCUCGAUCCCAGCGUCUGACCAAACAGACAUACAUCCUUCCUCCUCAGUCUCGAUAUCCGACGAUAUGGCAAAAGCAAUCACCUCUUUGGCACCUGAUCUGCUUGACCUCUUUCACUCUCUCCCGGACUCCGCCCCGAGUGCAGACGCAGAUCCCGAAGCUGCGUAUGCUCUCUACAACUUAUUGAAAGUGCUCGAUGUGGCUGUUGCCGAACGUUGGCAUUGGAAGGACUCCCGAAAGGUGCUACGUAGCUUACGGAUCAUACAAGAUACAGGACGAAGACCUAGCGAGAUGAUAGAGCAGCAGUCUCAGAACCGUGUUAAACCACGGUUCAAUACACUUUGUUUCUGGGUCUAUGCAAAGCCCGACAUAUUGAAACCCAGGUUGGAUUCGCGAGUUGAUAUGAUGGUUAAACAAGGAUUAUUGGAUGAGGUCCGCGUACUGCAAAAACUGACCGCUUCUGCUCCCGAAGGGAAAAGUGGUUCGGAUUAUACAUUCGGAAUGUUUCAAUCAAUUGGAUACCGAGAAUUACACCGUUACUUGACACUAUCAAGCCCGACCGACCGUGAUUUCGAUAACGCGUUGAACAGAAUGAAAAUAUCUACUCGUCAGUACGCGAAAUCGCAGACUUCUUGGCUUCGCAAUAAAUUGUUGCCUGCUCUAUACAAUUCUAACAUGGAUUGCGAUGAGAAGAACAAGUCGCGUACUUACCUUUUGGAUGCAACAGAACUCGGAGACAAGUGGGAAACCAAUGUCCGUCGACCCGCCAUAAACAUAACGCAAGGCUUCUUGAAUGACGAUCCUCUACCUGACCCUCUCUCUUUAUCAGAGGCUGCAAAUAUGAUGCUUCAAAUUGAACAAAAAGCAACUGAUCCCAAGGAGGUCCUUAAAGCUCGAAGGAAGGUUCACUGCGAUGUUUGCACUAUGGACCCAGACCAACCGGUUAUGGUGGAGGCAGGAAAGGAAUGGGACCUACAUCUCAAGACUCGUGCACACCGUCGGAGAGCCAACAAGAAAGACCAAUCAAGCCGCAUUCAAUUUCAUAGGGAAAAUUCCAAAGAACGAGAUUCCAAUUGCACUACCAAUAGUUCGGAGUCUGAGAUUGAUGUGUCCACCGAUGUUUUGACACGUUAG